GCAUCAACGUCGAAUUAUUAGCCUUCAUUAUAUACCGCACGCAGCCUUGAACGGAUAAAGCCAGAAAGAGAGAUGUUAGCACAACGGGGAAAUAAACGUUUUUAAGGCGCUCGCGUUAGCAGCUUUCUUCGCCCCCACGAAAGCUUCACAGUCUCAACCUGAGCCAGAAACCCGGCAGCCUUCCAGGUACUGGUGCAACAUAGCCAAUGCUUUGAAACUCACAGUAGGCCAACUAAAAAAGAUGAGAAGCACCAACUGCUGCUUUCUAAUGACUACCAGGAGGGUUCAAAAGACCGAUGCAGAGAAUUAACAAAAACGUAGUACUAGGUCUUCUUACUUUGACCAGCUCAAUCUUUCUCCUGUUCCAGCUGUACUAUUAUAAAUACUAUCUGUCUCCAAAGAAUGGAGCGGUUUUCCCCAAGAUUAAAGGGAGCAAAGCAGGACAAGACAAUAGUCAAUGGCAUGUGGUGAGAAAAUUUCUGAACUUGGUGGCCAGCCACAACAUAGUUGUGCAUCUGAUUGAUCCUCUCCUUUUGGAACUAAUUGACCGAGACUUGGAGCAGCUUCAGACCUUUUCUGAUGGCAGUCACUCAGAAUGCAAAUACUUCUGUACCCCACGGGAUUAUACCACCUUUGGACUACUGGACAAAACCUGGAAACUUGAAGUGGGCUUGUUUCAGGCUGCUGAGAGAAUGGGAUUCCAGUGGCUGAAACUUCAGAGUAAAGAUCCACGUUUAGAAGGCAUGGAGGAUCUCUCUGGAACAGAAGUUCCCCUGCACUUCAUCUUCAAACAGGCAACUCAUGCCAUCCAUCUAGUAGUCUUCUAUGAAAGGAGUGGCAACUACCUCUGGCAUGGGCCACUACGUCUGAAGUUGCACAUGGACAGGACGUUUGUGCCUUUCCAGAAGCUACACUUUGGACGCUAUUCUGGAGCUUAUAACAAGAUGGAAUUACUGACUCUUUCCAUUGAUGGAUUAAUAGUCCAGGUUCCAAAAGAGCCAUCCAAGUUCCUCAAAGAAAGGUCUCACUCUCGAUUUGUUGAAUGUCGGUACAAAGAAGCUCGAUCAUUCUUCCAGCUGUACCCUGAUGAUACAUCCCCCGAGGCAGUGGAAUUUAGGAAAAAAGCCAAGGCAUUGCUGCAUCUUGCUGCUCUGACACUGAACACUUUGGGAGUACAAUUCUGGCUGAGUAGCGGGACUUGUCUAGGUUGGUACAGACAGUGCAACAUUAUUCCUUACAGUAAAGACCUGGACCUGGGAAUUUUUAUUCAAGAAUACAAACCGGAUAUUAUUCCAGCAUUUCAGAAGGCUGGGUUACCGCUAAAGCACAAAUUUGGCAAGGUUGAAGAUAGUUUAGAGCUCUCCUUCCAGGGAGGAGAAGACGAAGUGAAGCUUGAUAUUUUUUUCUUCUAUGAAGAGGAUGACCACAUGUGGAAUGGAGGAACCCAGGCCAAAUCGGGCAAGAAAUUUAAGUAUUUCUUCCCCAAAUUUACCCUGUGCUGGACUGAGUUUCUAGAACUUAAGGUACAUGUGCCAUGUGAAACCCUCCACUAUAUUGAAGCCAAUUAUGGUAAAGACUGGAAGGUUCCUGUCAAAGUGUGGGAUUGGAAAAAUUCACCCCCCAAUGUCCAACCUAAUGGAAUCUGGCCGAUCAGUGAAUGGGAAGAAGUAAUUCAGCUCUACUGAUUUAUUUGUAAGAUGCUGGCAUCAGAAGAAUAUUUAUUGAUAGUUGCAUCAUGUCUCACCUAGAAAUCAUCAGCAUUGGGAUGCUUCAUAGAUUUGCCACUGUUUCGAUGGUACAAUGCUUGUGGAAAUUGGUGCACUGCAUCAUGGCUGGGUCUGGAUUUGAAUUUGAAGGAGCUGCUGCAGCAGAACCUAUGAAAUGUCAGCCUCAGGAGACACAAAGCUAAGAAUCACCUGAGGCUGAUCAAACAUAGACACUACCUGAAUAGCUGAAACUAUCAGAUGAUGCAGAAGGCCUCCAAGCCCCCAUACCUGGUGAGGAGAGCAGAAAACAAAGUACAGGCUUCAAUGAGACUCCCUGUCAAGCAAGGGAGUAAAUCUCUUGAUUAAAGGCAGCUGGCUGCAGCCUGAUUACAAGGCAACCCAUUAUCCCUCAUUGGAAUCAACUGUUAGAAUUUCAGGAGUAGAAUUUCACACAAACAUCAUGCAAAAGCUGGAGAUCAAACAGUUGAUUCUGGAUUCUGGACUUCUGAAUUGACUGACAACAAUGACCUGGCUCUUGGAACUUUGGACUGGAUUUUGACUAUUCUUCUGUCUUCUCCUGUUAAAGAAAACAUAUUCAAGCAAGCUUCUUUCAGAGGCUCUAUUUCUGUUUGCAUUCCUUGUCUGCUGUUUUCUCCUCAACUUUGAGCAAAUUGCUAAUUUCCAUAACAACUGUGUGUUGGGAGUGUAUAAUUGAAACCAGAAACAGGACACACAGCGUCAGGAGUUUCUGUAGCUGAAGAUGGAAGAAUUCAAAAAGCGUUUUGUAUAUAUGUAUGCUUGUAUGUAUAUAUGAAAAUGAACAGUGGUGGCUAUUUGGAUGUUGUGUUAUGGCAAACAUGCUUACAGCAAGAAAGCAAUAUUAUAAAAACUGGGCAGAGAAGAUAUCCUGGCAGAUAAUUAAAAAAGAAUCUUUGUCAAAAGGGAGAAAACCAUACAGGUAAUCCUUACUGGCUGUCCACAGUUGGUGGUCAUUAAACAUGAUGGUAAAAGGUAAAUGACCAUGCCAACUUACAACAUCAGUUCUGGCUGCAAUCAUUAAAUGAAUCGUGCCUGCUUAUAAGCAUGACAUCAUGUGACUUCAAUUUCCAACUUCCUGCUGGCAUUCCCAUUGAAGUUGCUUGUUGCAGUGUUUGUGUUGUAAUAAUGGGGGGUGUCUUUGGAUUUUCAUAAUUGUAUAUUUUAAAUUAAUUAUGAUGACCUGCUAAUUAAGGAGAUUGAAAUUGAAGAAAAGUAUCCAGCAAAUGAAUUGUUAAAUGAAACAGAACUAAACCUGUGAAAGAGUUUUCAUAGCACAUAAUAUUUACAUGUGACAUACUACUUCCUAAGGGCAGUUCUAGCUACAGAUAGUCCUCGACUUAUGACCAUUUGUUCAACAACCUUUGGAAAUUACGAUGGUGGCGGGGGGCCCAAGUCCUUCUGAUCGAAGCAUAAAUAAACAAAAUAAAAUAAAAUGAAUAAAUAAAAAAUUUAAAAAGCAAA
Pantherophis guttatus is the source of this 3206-nucleotide messenger RNA. It is a transcript of the gene FKTN, whose product is annotated as fukutin. Gene Ontology annotation, cellular component: Golgi membrane. The record is from RefSeq and is a predicted model, not a curated record. Lineage: Eukaryota; Metazoa; Chordata; Lepidosauria; Squamata; Colubridae.